CAACCUGCUAUACACGAAGUAUGUGUUUGGCGCUUUAUCUGUUUUGUCUUUAAUCAUCACAAUAAACCUUUUAAGUAAAUAUUAUAAUUAUCAUUUUUACAAAUGACAAAGUGAGUGAAGUGAAAGUCGCUCAGUCGUGUCCGACUCUUUGAGACCCCAUGGACUAUACAGUCCGUGGAAUUCUCUAGACCAGAAUACUGGAGUGGGUAACCUUUCCCAUCUCCAGGGGAUCUUCCCAACCCAGGGAUCGAACUCAGAUCUCUGAGACUCAAAGAAAUUAUGUGACGUGCUCAUGCUCACAUAAAUAAUAAAUGAUGGUCCCAGAAUUUGAACCUGGGCCACAGGACCGCUACUCUGUCUUUAUGUUCUUUCUGUUGCAUUAGGUCAGCAGAAACAUGGGGAGAUGGCUCCCCACCCUCCUCCAGCAUCCAUGGCAGACACUGCUAAUGAUAUCGGUGGUUGUUCCCUUCGAUCUAGGACUAUAUACAAGGCACAGUCUACAUACAAAGAAGUGGAAGUUAUGAUCCAUGUUAUCAAGGAGUUUCCUUUGACACAGGCUAAAAUAUAAUGCAGCUGCAGACUGGCAAUAUAAGGCCGUGAAUAACACUCCAACCUUGAGUGCUAAAGAGAUUCUGGCAAGCUUAUGAAUCAUAGGAAAUAUAUCCAGUGUCCUUUGUCUGAAAGCUGGCCUUUUCCCUGCAUUCUAAUUCCUUGGAUUUCUUUUCUCAGCCUAGAUAUUACUCAUUUAUUCAAUCAAUAGAUACCUUCUCUGGGUCUAAGACUACAGCACAGAACGAGGACAAGUCCCUAUGCUCAGGGAACUUAAUUUCCUGUAGGAAGACAGACAAUAAACAAGCAAGCACUCAGAUGCAGCCGUAAGUGGGAUGAGACUGUGAAGCAGGGGAGAUGGGCAGAUGUGAGCGGAAUGCUGCUCUAGGUAAGGUCAUCUGGGAAGGGCCUUCUGAUAAGGUGGCAUUCUAACUGAACCAAGAGGGAGGAGAGAGAGGGAGCCAAGAAGAUACACCAAGGGUCUUGCAGGCAGAAGGAACAGGAGGAACAAAGGCCUGUUUGUGGGAUGGCCAAGACCAGCCUGGCUGGAGUGCAGUCAGUGAAGGGAGAGUGUUAGAGGUAGAAAGACAGGGCCUUGUAGUUGCCGGUAAGGAUUUGGGCUUUUACUCUGAGCAAAACAAGAAUCCACUGGGGAGAGCUGAGUGGAGGGGUGGCAGGGUCAGACGGGCACUUUAAAAUGCUCACCUGGGGUGUGGUGCCAGGACCAUGUGGACAUAAGUAGCCCCCUCUGCCUGUUUUCUAGGAGGUCCUCUUUCCUUCCCUCUGGAAUCCCUUUUGUUCUGAUUUCACCUGCAUUUCCCCAAGCCAAAUGGAUGUGGGCACAGCUGAGGGGCGGUGGGGUCACCAUCCUUGAAACAGAGUAGGGAUCUGGGGGGCUACUUAGUGAAGCUGCUGGAGUCCUGCCUCCGGGGUGUCUCUGUCUCAUUCCUGGGGACCCAAGAGGGUCUCACGUGUACUCCUGGAACAUUCCUCUGCUGCUCACUGAUCUCAGCCCCUAGCCUGGCUGUUGCCGCGGAUUCUAGCACCACUGCAUAUGUCAGCCGUAUCUGGGGACUCUGAUUCCCUGCCAGAGUAAUCCUACGGUCACUACGUGGAAGUGAGGAGAACUGUCAAGCCUCCAGACAUCAGACAGGACUGAUGUGGGCUCUCCGGUUUCCAUGUGUUUCUGUUCAGUGGAAAGUCUCCUUUUAUGUGGGAGAGCUCCCUCUCUCUAGGAAUCUGGUACAGGACCCCUGGGAGGCUGCGCUGGAAGACAGGUGGGAUCUGAUGGAACUGGCUGAGCUGCAUCCAGUGUCAAGUCCAGACUCACCAGGCAUCUGCCCACAUCAUGCUUGUGCCUUGGGACUCUUUUCCCCGCAGGCUAUGAUCCGUCUUCAUCUGGAAUGCUGACCCCUACUGCAGUUUGUCUGAGCCUGGUUAAGUGGAUUUAAGGGUUCGAUGACAUAUAUUAAGAUCCAGCAAACUCUGACCAGCCACCUGUUUUUGUAAAUAAAGUUUUAUUGGAACAAAGCCAUGCCCAUUCAUUCACAUAUUGCCUUUGGCUGCUUUUAAAACAUAACAGCAGAGAGGAGUGGUUGCUAGAGAGACCAUAUGGCCUGCAAAGCUGAAAAUAUUUACUAUCUGGCCCUUUAUCUAAAGAGUCUGCCAACCUCAGUGAUAGAUUUAGAUCUGCUAACUGUCACAGAGCAGAAAGGAAGAGUAAGGGCUUCCCUGGUGGCUCAGUGGUAAAGAAUCUGCCUGCUAAUGCAGGGGACAUAGAUUCUAUCUCGGGUCCAGGAAGAUACCAGACGCCUUGGGACAACUAACCCGGUGUGCCACAACUACUGAGCCAGAGCCCUGGAGCCUGGGAGCCACAACAAGAGGAAACCCCUGCAAUGAGAAGCCCAGGCACCUCGAUGAAGAGAAGCCCCUGCUUACUGAGACUAGACGGAGCUCCUGCAAAGCAGCGAAGACCCAGCGCAACCAAAAAAAGACAACAGAUAAACAGUGGAAACACAGUGGCAGCCGUGUGCCCAGACCCUUCCCGUUGCUGGAGAAGCGGAAGACCGCACUGCCUCGCUGGGGACUUAUAGAGACUCAGGGGGAGAGAUGAACUGGCCCCAUUCCUGCAUCUCCUUUUGCUGGAUCUACUUUGCUGCCUCCAGACUGAGAGCUGUAGAACCAGCAGAUGGAAAAUAUGCUCAGAAGUUGUUUAAUGACCUUUUUGAAGACUACUCUAAUGCUCUUCGUCCAGUAGAGGACACAGAUAAAGUCUUGAACGUCACACUCCAGAUUACACUUUCUCAGAUUAAGGAUAUGGAUGAGAGAAACCAAAUUCUGACUGUCUAUUUGUGGAUCCGCCAAACCUGGCAUGAUGCAUAUCUCACGUGGGAUCGAGACCAAUAUGACGGGCUGGACUCCAUCAGGAUUCCCAGCGACCUGGUGUGGAGGCCGGAUAUCGUCCUUUAUAACAAGGCUGAUGAUGAAUCUUCUGAGCCCGUGAACACCAAUGUGGUCCUGCGAUAUGAUGGGCUGAUCACCUGGGAUGCACCAGCCAUCACCAAAAGCUCCUGUGUGGUGGACGUCACCUACUUCCCCUUUGAUAAUCAGCAGUGCAACCUGACCUUUGGCUCCUGGACCUACAAUGGCAAUCAGGUGGACAUAUUCAACGCCCUGGACAGUGGAGACCUCUCCGACUUCAUUGAAGACGUGGAGUGGGAGGUGCACGGCAUGCCUGCUGUGAAGAACGUUAUCUCCUACGGCUGCUGCUCUGAGCCUUACCCGGAUGUGACGUUCACUCUCCUUCUGAAGAGGAGGUCCUCCUUCUACAUCGUCAACCUCCUCAUCCCAUGCGUCCUCAUAUCUUUUCUGGCUCCCUUGAGUUUCUAUCUCCCAGCAGCCUCUGGGGAAAAGGUCUCCCUGGGAGUCACUAUACUGUUGGCCAUGACUGUAUUCCAGCUCAUGGUGGCAGAGAUCAUGCCAGCCUCCGAAAACGUCCCUCUGAUCGGGAAAUACUACAUAGCCACAAUGGCCUUGAUCACAGCCUCCACUGCGCUGACCAUCAUGGUGAUGAAUAUCCACUUCUGCGGGGCCGAGGCCCGGCCGGUGCCACCCUGGGCCCGGGUGGUCAUCCUGAAAUACAUGUCCAGGAUCUUGUUUGUCUACGACGUGGGUGAGAGCUGCCUUAGCCCCCACCAAGACAGGGAGAGAGGCCGUCUUACGAAGGUUUAUGACAAACUUCAAGAGCCUAACCUGAAAACAUCCAGAAAUAAAGACCCUUCCAGAAAGAAGGAAAUGAACAAACUCUUAAAGAAUGACUUGAGGUACCAGGGUGAGAACCUGGAGGAUGGUGACAGUUACUGUGCCCGGUACAGAGUGUUAACAAGGAAUAUUGAAUACAUUGCCAAGUGCCUCAAAGACCACAAGGCCACCAACUCCAAGGGGAGUGAAUGGAAAAAAGUUGCAAAAGUCAUAGACCGAUUUUUCAUGUGGAUUUUUUUCAUUAUGGUGUUUGUGAUGACUAUUUUGAUCAUAGCAAGAGCAGAUUAGUGAGCAUUAGAUAUGUGGGAAUAAAUCAGUAUAAGUCCCUGUGAUCUACUCUAAUGCUCUUCCAAAUCAGAAACAUCUAUAUCCAUAUUUACACACAGAUACACAAAUAUAUAUAAAUUAGGGGUUAUGUUGUCUUUACUUUUUAUUUUUAACUUCAGAUCAAUAUUAUAGAUGUCAGUUUAAAUUAUGCAGGAGGUUCAAAAUUUCAAGGGCAAGACAAUGGAGGAAAUAGAGAAGGGUCACUGUUAUAUCCUACCAGAGUGGUAGGUGGCUUCUAGAUCACACAAUUAUUCUCUCCUUCAGCAGUGCAGUUACAAAGCAUACUGCAUUCUGUUUAAAAUUUAAAGCAAAAGAAAAGAAAUUGAGUCCCCCCCUUAGCCCCUACUAGAACAUGCUUUUUAAAAAAGGAAAAUAGUCAUAUAUUCCUUAGUGUUAAUUUAAGUCUCCAUGUUAUCUUUCUCACUUCUCUGGUGCAUUUCAAGCUGUAUUUCAAACGAUGGAAUAAAAACAUUUUGCACCACAUAAAGAAAGUCUAAGGAUUGGAAACUCAGUGGGGGGAAAGAGCUUUCUUUGUAUUGAUGAUGUCAUAUAUGUUGGUUAUGUUUUAUACGAACCUUAAAGAUGAAGUCAUUCCUACAUUUAAUCUUGGGUUUAAGUAAGAUCACCCACAAACUGGGCUGAUUUUUUCAUUCAUUCAAUUAUUCACCAAACAUUUAUUUUCUCCUACCUAUAGUAAAGCUACAUGAUUCACAUUUGAAGUGGGUGUUGUACCAAAUCUUAUGCACAGGUCUGAUCCUUGCUAAUCUUCACAAUUCUGUGAGCUAGGUGGAUAGGUGUUUCUAGUCACCUUUCUCAGAGGAAGAAGCUGUCUCUGAGGAAGGUGGGUAUAAGUGACCUGCCUCCGCAUCCACCUAGGUGCUAAGCAGAGCUGGGAGAUAAACCCUUGGCCCUGUGAAUCUAGGCCAGGUCUGCUAAAGCCACACUGCUUUUUGGCAGAUCAUGAUUUAGGAUGGUAGUGAUUGAGAGAUUUUUUUUUUAAGAUUUUUUUUGAUGUGGAUCAUUUUAAAAGUCUUUAUUGAAUUUUGUUACAAUACUGUUUCUGUUUUAUGAUUUGGUUUUCUGGCUGUGAGGCAUGUGGGAUUUUAACUCCCUGACCAGGGAUCAAACCUACAUCCCCAGGAUUAAAAGGUGAAGUCUUAGUCACUGAUCACCAAAGAAGUCCUGAUUGAGGGAUUCUUGUUCUUAAUUCUGAAUUUCUGCUCUAAAUUACUGCCUAUGCUUCUCCAGUUUUUUCCUACUUUGAGUCAAAUAUGUCUUCAAAUUUCCUCACUUGCAUCUUGAUUAAAAUGAUCCAAGUACUAAUACACAUGCCCUAACUUCCAACCCCUCAAUUAUUCUUUUACCAGUAAAAAACAAAUGAGCCAACAUGGAGAGAAGACAAGGGUUAAGCUAGAAAAGAAGGUAUUUGGUUUAAACAAAUACACAUUGUUUUUUAAUCUUGUGUUUACUUAUUUGUAAAAUAUUUAUUGUGUACCCACUAUAUACUGAGUGCUAUGUCAGCUUUGAAGCAAACAAAUACAAAAUGUGAUUUCUCA
This is a messenger RNA of Dama dama (fallow deer), 5693 nucleotides long. RefSeq names its product cholinergic receptor nicotinic alpha 9 subunit (gene CHRNA9). The transcript has 6 exons. Gene Ontology annotation, molecular function: transmembrane signaling receptor activity; acetylcholine-gated monoatomic cation-selective channel activity. The coding region runs from base 2659 to 4098 and encodes 479 amino acids. The record is from RefSeq and is a predicted model, not a curated record. Gene Ontology annotation, cellular component: synapse; neuron projection; postsynaptic membrane. NCBI's taxonomy places the organism in Eukaryota, Metazoa, Chordata, Mammalia, Artiodactyla, Cervidae. Gene Ontology annotation, biological process: chemical synaptic transmission; monoatomic ion transmembrane transport; signal transduction.